UGGGGCGCGCCAGGCCGUUCACAGUUUCCGCUCGUCCGUCCCGCAUUUUCCUGUUUGGCUUCGCUGCUUCCCGCGACCAUGCCCGAGCCGGCCAAGUCGGCGCCCGCCCCGAAGAAGGGCUCCAAGAAGGCGGUGGCCAAGGCGCAGAAGAAAGACGGCAAGAAGCGCAAGCGCAGCCGCAAGGAGAGCUACGCGGUGUACGUGUACAAGGUGCUGAAGCAGGUGCACCCGGACACGGGUAUCUCCUCCAAGGCCAUGGGCAUCAUGAAUUCCUUCGUCAACGACAUCUUCGAGCGCAUCGCGGGCGAGGCGUCGCGCCUGGCGCAUUACAACAAGCGCUCGACCAUCACGUCCCGGGAGAUCCAGACGGCCGUGCGCCUGCUGCUGCCCGGGGAGCUGGCCAAACACGCCGUGUCCGAGGGCACCAAGGCCGUCACCAAGUACACCAGCUCCAAGUGAGCGCCUGUGCAGCACCCUGGAACCAAAAGGCUCUUUUCAGAGCCACCCAGUCUUUCGCAAAGUGAGCUGGUGCUUGUUUUACUGCCUGCUGUGUCUUGUCACUCGUUUAAUCUGCGAAGUAGGGCGACCGUCUGGAGAGCCUGCCCUGUCACGGUAAGCUAGAGCUCCGCUAGGACACAAUGAUGCUACCUGGCGCUAUCAGCUCGGAAACUCCUUUGUGUAGAGAACGCCUCAGCUUUUCAGCCUCACGGAGGCACUUCCUGCCUUUGGGAGUGCUCUGCCACUAGUUAUGGUGUCCAUCAGGGCUAAGUUACGAUGGAAAAGAAUUUUUAGCUCCAAGCAAAUUCCGCUCUCCCGGUCCCCCUACCGGGGCUCGAAUUGUACUGCAUCCGGGGCGGAGGCUGCGUUGGCCGUUGAAGUUCGCCCGUGAGCCACCGGAGGGAUCCAGCCCCGCCCGUACCCGCAACGUCAUAAACACUGUCGGGUGAUGAUCCAUUCUGCUUGUCAUUGUUUUUUUUGGCGCUUCAUUCCUUUCUAGAAUGACAUUAUUUCCUUUCAGUUUUCUUUGAAGAAGAAAAUUUGAAGGGUGUAAUUUUUCAGUUUGAGAAAUACCAAUGCUUUAUUUUUAAUUGCGAUGCUGCUUUCCCUUUGGCCUAUAUCCAUAUAAUAAAAAACGUUACAAGACAACAACCGUUUGGAGUCCAAUGAAGGCAAAGAAGCUUGAAUGUUUAUCCCAGACUCUUCUGGGAUUAAAAAUCACUUUCUCUUUUUAAGUUUCUUGGGUUAGUGAAAGGUGCUAAAGGACCAGAAGAAUAUAUUUAUGUUAUUAGAAGCAAAGAAUUGAAAUGGAAGGUUAGAAAAUAAAUGGCGAGUUUAGCUACUCAAAGGCUAUGAUUCUCAUCUCUAGGGGAAAAGUGAGUGAAAAAGGGAUUCUAUGGAAAAUAACCUCACAGGGUGUCAUGCCGGUCGUGAGGCCCCAGGCCCAUAACGUUGUAGUAAAAGGUUAUCUAGGCCUUAAGGAAUCCCUGUCCACUGUCCCUGUACGUGUAGGCUCACACACCUUUGAAACGCCUCUUUUCAGACCCCUCCUUCUAAAGCGUGACCACUCUCAAGAGAGCACAUAUUAACUACCCUGUAAUCCAGUCCCCACCUUACUCUCUCCCACCUCCAUGUCACAUCUUUACUUUCCCUUCUUAAUCUCAAAUGCAUAAAAGAAACUGCAAAACUGUCAUUCUCAGAAACAUCUGAGAUCUUGCUUCCUGGCAUGUCAUCAGCUUCGCUCAAAUAAACUCAGAAAUUCUCUACAGCUUUGGACGUUUCUUACAUUGACAGCUCUUUGACUUAAAUUUGAAUGAAAAAUAUCAAUAUAAUUUAUUUUUAUUUUUAUUUUUUAGAAAACAACUGUUUUUCUCCUAGCAGUUUUCACAGGAAAGGUCUACAACCAAUGAAAAUUCAUGAACUGUGAGGAUUCCCAUCACCCAGAUUCAUUUUUCUAGUUCUUUUCCAAAGAGCAAACUAUCAGGAGAUUUUGGUUAAAUGUUAUAAAUUAAAAUAGAUUUAAGAAACCUAGCAACCAAAUGCCAUGUGCUGACCUAGUGGAACUCCACCUCAGACAAAAUGAUUGUAAAAAAGUAUUUGAGGCAAUUGAGAAUAAAAAAUUUAAAAA
Hipposideros armiger (great roundleaf bat) is the source of this 2125-nucleotide messenger RNA. Its product is annotated as histone H2B type 1-like. The record is from RefSeq and is a predicted model, not a curated record. The transcript has a single exon. NCBI's taxonomy places the organism in Eukaryota, Metazoa, Chordata, Mammalia, Chiroptera, Hipposideridae. Gene Ontology annotation, cellular component: nucleosome. Gene Ontology annotation, molecular function: structural constituent of chromatin; protein heterodimerization activity; DNA binding. Bases 79 to 459 code for a protein of 126 amino acids.